Anguilla rostrata (American eel) is the source of this 4355-nucleotide messenger RNA. RefSeq names its product adaptor related protein complex 3 subunit beta 1a (gene ap3b1a). Gene Ontology annotation, biological process: vesicle-mediated transport; intracellular protein transport; anterograde synaptic vesicle transport. NCBI's taxonomy places the organism in Eukaryota, Metazoa, Chordata, Actinopteri, Anguilliformes, Anguillidae. The record is from RefSeq and is a predicted model, not a curated record. Bases 169 to 3534 code for a protein of 1121 amino acids. Gene Ontology annotation, cellular component: clathrin adaptor complex; membrane coat; AP-3 adaptor complex. The transcript has 27 exons.
UGCUACUUCCGGUAUUGCGUGGAAGGGAGGAAAAAGUUACACGUUUGAUGAAAAGUUCUGUUUUGUUUUUUGUUGUCGAUCACUAAUUUUUCGUCAUAACAAAUAAUAUUUUGGAUUACGAAAAAAUCAGCAAGAAAACAUAUCUGCAGUGCAUUCGCAACAAUAUAAAUGAUGAGUAUGUCUGCGAACAGCUUGUCGUAUAAUGAUCAAGGAGGAGCGGAUUCUGCUAUUGAAGUUGGGCAGGAGACUACUCCAACCUCUUCUACGACUGGCUCCGGUGCAGGAUUUGGCCUCUUCAGUUCUGAUUUUAAAAAGAAUGACGACCUCAAAGAAAUGCUGGAAAGCAACAAGGAGUCCCUCAAACUGGAGGCGAUGAAAAGGAUUGUCGGGCUGAUCGCCAAGGGGAAGAACGCGUCGGAACUGUUCCCAGCAGUGGUGAAGAACGUUGCGAGUAAAAACAUUGAGCUGAAGAAGCUUGUCUACGUGUACCUGGUCAGAUAUGCAGAGGAGCAGCAAGACCUGGCCCUCCUGUCAAUUAGCACCUUCCAGCGUGCCCUGAAGGAUCCAAACCAGCUGAUCCGAGCCAGUGCCCUGAGAGUCCUGUCCAGCAUUCGAGUUCCCAUUAUCGUACCCAUCAUGAUGCUGGCCAUCAAGGAGGCCUCCACCGACCUGUCCCCUUACGUGCGCAAGACCGCCGCCCACGCCAUCCAGAAACUCUACAGCCUUGAUCCAGAGCAAAAGGAGCAUUUGAUUGAAGUGAUUGAAAAGCUGCUGAAGGACAAGAGCACCCUGGUGGCCGGGAGCGUGGUGAUGGCCUUCGAGGAGGUGUGUCCCGACCGCAUCGACCUGAUCCACAAGAACUACCGCAAGCUGUGCAACCUGCUGGUGGACGUGGAGGAGUGGGGCCAGGUGGUCAUCAUCAGCAUGCUGACCCGCUACGCCCGCACGCAGUUCCUCAGCCCCUGGCAGGAGGAUGCUGUGUUUGAUGAGAACAGCACGAAUGCCUUCUACGAGUCGGACGAAGAGAAGAAAGACAAAGUGGAUUCCAAGCCCUACGUGAUGGACCCUGACCACCGCCUCCUGCUCAGGAACACCAAACCUCUGCUACAGAGCAGGAACACUGCUGUGGUGAUGUCAGUGGCCCAGCUGUACUGGCACCUUGCCCCGAAGCACGAAGUGAGCGUCAUAACCAAGUCUCUAGUGAGGCUACUGAGGAGCCACAGGGAGGUGCAGUACAUUGUGUUGCAGAACAUUGCCACCAUGUCCAUCCAGAGAAAGGGCAUGUUUGAGCCAUAUCUGAAGAGCUUCUAUGUGAGAUCUACAGAUGCUACUCAUAUCAAGACCUUGAAGCUGGAGAUCCUGACCAACCUGGCCAAUGAGGCGAACAUCUCCACCAUCCUGCGUGAGUUCCAGACCUACGUUAAAAGCCAGGACAAGGCCUUCGCCGCCGCGACCAUUCAGGCCAUCGGCAGGUGUGCGACGAACAUCUCUGAAGUCACGGACACCUGCCUGAAUGGCCUGGUGCUCCUGCUGUCCAACAGAGACGAGACUGUGGUUGCAGAGAGCGUGGUGGUGAUCAAGAAGCUUCUUCAAACUCAGCCAUCUCAGCACAGCGAGAUCAUCAAACACAUGGCCAAGCUCUUCGACAAUAUCACUGUUCCAAUGGCCAGAGCCAGCAUCCUGUGGCUGAUCGGAGAGUACUGCGAACGGGUCCCAAAAAUUGCCCCCGACGUCUUGAGAAAGAUGGCCAAGAGCUUCACGUCUGAGGAAGACCUCGUCAAGCUGCAGACCGUCAACCUGGCUGCCAAACUGUACCUCACCAACUCCAAGCAGACGAAAUUGCUUACGCAGUACAUAUUGAACCUGGGCAAGUACGAUCAGAACUAUGACAUCAGGGACCGCACCCGGUUCAUCAGGCAGCUGAUUGUGCCCAGUGAGAAGAGUGGCGCUCUCAGUAAGUACGCCAAGAGGAUCCUCCUGGCCCCCAAGCCCGCGCCGGUGCUGCAGUCCGCCUUCAAAGACCGGGAUCGCUACCAGCUGGGCACUCUGUCCCACACCCUCAACACCAAGGCCACCGGCUACCUGGAGCUGUCCGACUGGCCCGCGGCCGCUCCCGACCAGUCCGUGAGGAACGUGGAGGUGAUCGAGCCGGUGAAAGAGUGGACGCCCGUGCAGGGAAAGACAAAGCCCAAAAAGACCGACGAGAAGUUCUACUCAGACUCGGGAGAGGAGGAGGAAGCCGAGGAGGAAGAGGCAUCGGGGAGCAGCAGCAGCAGCGGCGACGAGGAGAGCAGCAGCGACAGCAGCAGCAGCAGCAGCAGCAGCAGUGAAGGUACAGAGUCUGGCAGCGAGGAGGACAGUGAGGAGAAGAGCAGCAGUAAAGGCAGCAGGAGCAGUGAAGACUCGGAGAAAAGCUCGAGUCACUCCACCUCUGUCAAAAAGAAGAAACGACUCCAGAAAAAAAAGCCCAAACCAGCAUCCAGAGACAGCGAUUCCGGCGACGACAAGAAGAAAGGAGCCAAGCCCAAAGCGGGCAGCGUGUCCUCGCAGUCCCAGGCCGCCUCCUCGGCCGACAGCUCGGAGUCCAGCGCGGAGUCGGAGGCAGACACCGGGUCCGACUCGGGCACCGAACAGAAGAAGCAGCAGAAGUCCAAGCCCAAGGUGAGAACGGUGGAAGAAAAGCCAAAGAAAGAAGUGUCUUUGCUGGAUCUUGAUGACUUUGCUGCACCAGUGACCCCUGCCAUUCCCGCGUCUUCCAUCCUCUCUCCGAGCUUACUUGGCGAUCUGGAGGGCCUGUCUCUGUCCAAUGUCUGUUCCACCAUAGAGGUCAGCACUCCGGUGUUUGUGCCGGCGAAGUCUCACGAACUGCUCCACCGGAUGAGCGGGAAGGGGCUGGCGGCACAGUACCACUUCCCCCGGCAGCCCUGCAUCUACAGCCCCAGCAUGGUGUCUGUGCAGAUCACCCUCACCAACAGCAGCGACCACAAGCUGGAGGAGAUCCACAUAGGGGACACCGGCCCCCCGGGGCUCAAUAUCCAUGGCUUCAGCAGCAUAGAUUGCCUGGAGCCAGCUGCCUCCAUCACUGUGUCCAUGGGUAUCGACUUCAAUGAUUCCACUCAAGCAGCAAACUUUCAGCUUUGCACAAAGACUGACCAGUUCAGCGUGUCCAUCCAGCCAGCGGUGGGAGAGCUCUUUCUGCCGGUCACGAUGACGGAACAGGACUUCCUCAAGGAGCAAGGAAAGCUGGCGGGGAUGAAUGAGAGCUCUGCGACCGUUACCAUGGCACCAGAGAAUGCAUCCAGCCAACCAAUUGGCACGAAAGUGGUGUCUGUGGCCAACAUGGGUGUGGUCCCCUCUGGUCAGGACAAUAUACUCAGGUUCGCCGCCAGGACGACCAGCAGCGGCGCCCUGGUGCUGGCCACGGCCGAGCUGAAGGAGGGGGCGGCGGCGGCCCUGCUCACCGUCAACACGGAGAAGACGGUCAUGGGGUCCAUGCUGCUGCGCGAGCUGAAGACCGCCCUGUCCCAGGGGUAGAGCGCCCCCCUCCAGCCGCACCGCGCCACAAACACCUGAGCGCGUCAGACCCGCCAUCUGGCGCCGCCCCCGCUGAGGGAAGAGAGAGAGAGAGAGGACACGGCUAAACAGUACUCUGUGUCCCCAUCCCACACAUAUACUCACACACGCACACACAUAUGCAUACAAACACACAAACAAAUGCACACACACAACGACACACACGUGCACAGCCAUACACAUACACACACACGUACACAACCACACACGCACGCACACACACACCCAACGUCUUGUUGCCUAGAUUGAAAUUCAAUGUUUUAUUCCAGAAAGAAAUAAUGGUUCUUGCAUUUCCUCGCUCACAGACACCUACUGUAAUCCUUGGCUAAACCCAGCAGUGCUGGAGGAGUUCAGCCUUAGUGGUCUGUGCUGUAGUGCCAACAGGAACCCUUGUAGCACUUCUUCCUCCAUUAUAGUUUUUGUGAUACAGCUGAUCUGAAAAACUGUACUAAGAGAAACUUGCUUUUAGAAAACUUUCAUGCCAAAGGGUUUUUUUCCCCAGACCAGAAUAAGCCUUGCUAUUUCCAUUUAAAUUUACAUGUCAGGUAGGCCACUAAGGUUGUCCCAGUAAGUUUUCUACUCCUGUCAUUUAAAAGAAGGGUCUUCUCUGGACUGCCCAUUUCACUUUGUUCAAAAUGAAGAAAUACAAGUGCCUUUUUUUUGCUAAUGAAGAAAAAAGUGUUUUUAAACCGCCAAAAAAAAGAAAGGUAUGCGUUGAUCGGUGAGUUCUGUGCCACUUCUGUGUAAAAAUAAGACUCAAUUUAUUAAAAUGGGAAAAUAAA